UCUGGCGAAUUCACAUUGCCCACAGAUUCCCUAUUUCAAAACAAGAAGAAGAAAGGAAAUUGCCAAAAACCAAAAUCCAGUAACUCUUUCUUUUUUCUUGUGUUGCCUUCUCUCUCUCUGAAAACUUGUCCUUUUUACAGUUAAGGACUCAGUGGAGUGUCAGAACCUGCAUGCCCAGAAUAUAAUGCCCAUCUCCUAGAGAGAGAGAAAGUGCGACUUUGUGCCUUACAGACGUAGAGAGAGAAAAUGGGGUAAGGUGUUCAGUGUUCUGUUUCUACCACAUCUUCAUACGAGGUUCUCACUCCCAUUGCCAGAUUCCAUGUUUUUGGGGUGUGAGGGAUGUGAAAUGGAUUAAAGUUCGGUGCUUUUUGUAGUUUUCUGGGUGCCCAUUUGCAUAGUUUUGUGUUUUCGUCUCAUUUGUGUGGUCGGUGGAGUUGGGGUAGUUCAUCAAGUUCGUUUCACUUGGCAAGUUCUUGAUCUCUUGACGUGAUUUUGAAUUGGGGGCGUUGCUGGAGCAAGAAAUUUAAUAAACAACGAGGUUUUUGAGGUGUACCCAAUUGAGCAGGUAAAAUAAGAGGAGAAACGGACCUAAAGAGUCUGAAAUUAGAUCAACAUUGGUGGUGGAAUCUAUAGUCUGGUCUGGAUCCCAUAUCAAGCUUUUGCAAAUUCAAUCCAGCUUUACUGCUGUUCUUUGCUGGAGUUAUGGGAACCUUGUUACAUUCUGAGUCAAGGCGCUUAUACUCUUGGUGGUGGGACAGCCACAUUAGCCCAAAGAAUUCAAAAUGGCUCCAGGAGAACCUUACAGACAUGGAUGCCAAAGUAAAAGCAAUGAUCAAGCUUAUUGAAGAGGAUGCAGACUCAUUUGCAAGGAGGGCAGAGAUGUACUAUAAGAAGCGGCCAGAACUCAUGAAAUUAGUUGAGGAAUUCUACCGAGCAUAUCGUGCAUUAGCAGAGAGGUAUGAUCAUGCGACAGGGGAGCUACGCCAGGCCCAUAAAACCAUGGCAGAAGCAUUUCCCAACUUGCUGACUGAUGAUUCACCAUGUAGUUCUUCAGGCACUGGACCUGAGCCACACACACCAGAAAUGCCACAUGGCUCACAUCCAAUUCGUGCAUUAUUGGACUCAGUUGACCUACAGAAAGAUGCCUUUGGGUUUUCUUCAAUCCAAAAUACUUUAAAAAUGAAUGGAGAGAGUUUAGAAGAAUCUGCAAAUGGUCUAAGUCGAAAGGGUCUAAAGCAGCUAAAUGAAAUUUUUGGGUUCUCUCAAUUAUCAGCUGAAAAACAGAAUGCGAAGGCCCAGAUUCAUGCUGAUUCUGAGCAUGCACAGAAAGCUGAAAGUGAAGUUCAAACCUUAAAGAAAGCACUGGAAGAUAUACAGUCUGACAAGGAUUCUAUCUUUCUUCAAUAUCAGAAGAGUUUGGAGAAGUUAUGUGAAAUAGAAAGAGAGCUAAAUGAGGCCCAAAAAGAUGCUGGAGGCCUUGAUGAACGAGCAAGCAAAGCUGAAAUCGAAAUCAAAGUACUGAAAGAAGCCUUAGCAGAGCUUAAAUAUGAGAAGGAUGCCGGUCUACUUCAGUACAAGCAGUGUGUGGAAAGGAUAGCUAGUCUGGAGACUACGUUGUCUCUGGCCCAGAUGGAUGCAAAGGGAAAUGAUGAAAGGGCUGCUAAAGCGGAAACUGAAGCUAAAAAUCUCAGAAAAGAACUUGCCACAUUGGAGGCUGAGAAGGAUGCUGCUCAUCUUCAAUAUAAACAAUGUCUUGAAAAGAUAUCUGUUUUGGAGGCUAAGAUCACCCAUGCUGAGGAGAAUUCCAGGAAAUUAAAUGAGCAAAUUGAAAGAACAGAGCUAGAAGUUAAAUCAUUGAAGAAAAAUAUUGCUGAGCUGAAUGGAGAGAAAGAAUCUGUAACUGUCUUGUACAAGCAGUGCUUGCAGAAAAUAUCUACUUUGGAGAGUGAAAUUUUGCUUGCCCAAGAAAUUUCUGAACGACUAAAUAGAGAAAUUGAGAUUGGGGCUGAAAAACUAAAGACUGCUGAAAAACAUUCUGAUAUGUUGGAGACAUCAAAUCGAUCUCUUCAGCUAGAGGCUGAUGUUCUAUUGCAGAAGAUUUCUUUGAAAGAUGAAAAGCUUUUAGAGAAGCAUACCGAGUUAGAGAGACUGCAGACUGUGAUGCAUGAGGAGCAGUCUCGUUUUCUUCAAAUCGAGUCUACUCUGCAUACUCUACAGAAGUCAUACUCUCAAUCACAAGAGGAGCAAAGAUCUCUUGCUUUGGAACUUAAACAUGGCCUUCAGCUAUUGGAGGACUUACAGCUUUCCAAACAAGGUUUUAGGGAAGAAAUGCAACAGAUUGUGGAAGAAAACAGGACUUUGCAUGAACUUAACUUCUCUUCCACUAGGUUAUUAAAAAAUCAGCAAACGGAAAUUUCAGAGCUGAAGAUGAUCAAAGAGAAACUUGAACGAGAGUUUGCUGUAAAAGUUGAAGAAAGUAAUCUCCUCCAACGGGAAUCUCAUCAAAUAAAGGAUGAAAUCCAGGGCUUGAAUAAUAGAUAUCAGGCUAUACUGGAAGAACUAGGUUCUGUAGGUUUGAAUCCUAAAUCUUUUGCACUAUCUGUGAAGGAUUUACAGAAGGAGAACACAACGCUAAAGGAGGCAUGCAAAAUGGAGCGAGAUGAGAAAGAAGCUCUGCGUGAAAAGUCGAAGGAUAUAGAUAAGCUUUUGAGCGAAAAUGCCUUUAUGGGAUCUUCCCUGUCAAAUUUGAAUAAUGAGCUGGGUGGAUUAAGGGAUACAGUGAAGAAAUUUCAAGAAUCCUGUGGUGUUCUGCAGGAAGAAAAAUCCAUUCUUGUCGCUGAAAAAUCAUCUUUACUUUCUCAGUUACAAAUUAUCACUGAAAGUAUGCAGAAUCUAUUGGAAAAGAAUACCUUGCUGGAGAAGUCCCUUUCUGAUGCAAAAAUUGAGCUUGAAGGUUUAAGGGCUAAAUCAAGUAGCUUGGAAGAAUUUUGCAAUUUACUGAAUAAUGAAAAGCACAAUCUUCUGAAUGAAAGAAGUGUCCUGGUAUCUCAAUUGGAGAGUGUUGAAGCAAAACUAGGUAAUCUGGAAAAAAGGUUUACAAAGUUAGAAGAAAAAUAUUCUGAUAUGGAGAAAGACAAAGAAAGCCGAGUCAGUCAAGUAGAAGAACUCCAUUCUUUGCUUUUGACCCAAAAAGAAAAGCAUGCUAAUCAAAAACAUUCAAGUGAAGCCCGGAUGGCCAAUUUGGAGAAUAUUGUUCUUCGGUUACAGGAAGAACGCCGGUUGGGGAAGAUAGAAUUUGAAGAAGAACUUGAUAAAGCUGUUAAUGCUCAGGUUGAGAUGUUUAUUUUGCAAAAGUGUGUUGAAGACUUGGAGCAGAAGAACAUGGGUUUAUUAAUUGAAUGUCAAAAACACGUGGAGGCAUCAAAAUUUUCUGAUGAAGUUAUCUCUGAGUUGGAGAGUGAAAACCUUAUGCAACAGAUGGAGCUAGAGUUCUUGUUAGACGAAAUCAGAAAGUUUAAAAUGGGGAUUCAUCAAGUGCUUGCAGCUCUUCAGGUUGAUUCAGGUGGGGGGCAUGGCAAAGGGAUCAAGCAAGAGGAAAUGCCUAUAUCGCAUAUUUUGAAUAAUAUUGAGGGCUUGAAAGGCUCUCUUGUGAAAACCCAAGAGGAGAAGCUGCAACUACUUGUAGAAAAUUCUGUCCUCCUAACUGUACUUUCGCAACAAGAAUUUGAGGGAGAAGAACUGGUGUCAGAGAAAAGGAUCCUAGAGCAAGAGUUUGAAAAUACAAGAGAGCAGCAUGCAAUGUUGCAGAAGGUUAAGCUUGAACUUCUGGAGAUGAACAGGCAACUUAGGUCUGAAGUGACCAAGGGAGAAGAAAAGGAGAGUGAAUUACGGUCCAAAUUGGAAGCCCUUCAUGUGGAGUUGAUAGAUUUGCAAAGAACCAAUCUAGUGUUUGAGGAAGAAAACUGUAAGUUAGUUGAGGAGAAAAAUUUACUACUUGGGAGUGUUUUGGAGCUCAAAGAUGCAAAGUCUGCUGCUGAACAAGAGAAUAGUGUAAUCCUCCAUGAGGCACUGGCUCUAAAAAACCUUAGUUUGGUUUAUGAGUGCUUUUUCACUGAGAAGGUCUUGGAACAACGUGCACUUGCUGAACAUCUCAGUGGUCUUCACUCUGUGAACAAUGACCUUAAACGGGAGCUUGGUCUGUUAAGGGAGAAGUUUGAAGUGAAAGAAGCUCAGAAUGUUUAUUGGAAGGAGUCAGUUGAGAGGAUGGACAAAGAUCUGCAUGAAGCCAAAUCUGAAAAUAACCAUUUAAAUUGUCAGGUUGAAAGUUCAGAGCAUCUUCUUGUGAAGAAGAAUGCAGAACUGUUAGAAAUGGAGGAAAGGCUAAAGGCUGCAGAAAUGUUGAGUGCAGAGUUUUGCAGAGAUAUUGAGAAAUUGAAGAUGGGAAAACAACAAUCAAGACUGAUCAAUGAAAAUCUUGAAAGGCAGAUUCUUGAACUAUCAGAAGGUUGCAUGAGUCACAAAAAAGAAAUUGAGCAUCUUAACGAAGCAAACAGAAGUUUACUGUCAGAGAUGAGAUCCUUACGUCAAGAAGUUGAACAACAGAGGGCUAGGGAGGAAACAUUGAGUUCAGAGCUUCUGGAUAAAACAAACGAAUUUGAACUUUGGGAGGCUGAGGCUGCUACAUUCUAUUUUGAUCUUCAGAUUUCGUCCAUUAGUGAAGCAUUAUUGGAAAACAAGGUCACCGAGCUUACUGGAGUAUGCAUGAGACUUGAAGAUGAAAGUGAUGCAAAAAGCUUGGAGAUUAAACAGAUGACAGAAAGAGUCUGUCUACUGGAAAGUGAAAUUGGAGGACUGAAAGGGCAGUUAUCUGCAUAUAAUCCAGUCAUUAGUUCAUUGAAAGAGGAUUUUGCUUCUUUAGAACACACUGCCCUAGUUCGGAUAAACAAAAUGCCUGUUGAAUGCAAUCAAGAACAAAAGGAUGCAGUAAUUGAAACUUGUCUCCAUGAAAAUGGCUAUCAAAGUUCAAGAGAUAACAAAAGCACUUUGAUACCAGAUGGGGUUUCAGAUUUGCUGAGUGUGAAGGCAAGGAUUAGAGCGGUUGAAAAAUCAAUGGUGGAAGAAAUCAAGAAGCUUGUGAAGGAAGACAAUUUAACCACUAAAGCUAAUCCAGGAGCUCUGACAAAGGCAACAAAUGUGGAAGUUUCACCCUAUGUGGAGAAUUGCAACAGAAAAGAAGACAAGGUACCCAAGGAUGAGAGCACACAUGAUGUCAACUCGUGGAGAACAAAAACUGAAAAUGGGUCAUUGAUGAAAGAUAUUCCACUUGAUCACAUCUCAGACAAUUCAGCCUCCAAAAGUUGCAGGAGAGAAAAUAGUGGUACUGAUGAUCAGAUGCUUGAAUUAUGGGAAACUGCCGAGCAAGAUUGCUUUGCUAGUUCCAUGAUUAGUGAAGCAAUGAAACAAAGUUCUGUUCCAACAGAGGAUGUUAUUGCAUACCAUCAGUCAGAUCAUUCAGGUAAAUUCCAAAAUACCUCUUCAGAAUUGGAUGUGGAAAAGGAAUUGGGUGUUGACAGGCUUCAGUUGUCGAGAAGUAUAAAAGAGAGAACUCAAGAUGGCAAGAGGAGAAAGAUACUGGAGAGGCUUUCUUCUGAUGCGCAGAAACUGACCAUUCUGAAGACAGCUGUGCAAGAUUUGAAACAGAAAAUGGAGACGAAGAGAAGCAAGAAGGGAGUCGACACUGAAUAUGAAACAGUCAAAAGACAAAUAGACGAAGUUGAGGGAGCUGUUGUCAAAUUAGUAGAUACUAAUGAUCAACUGACAAAGGAUCUUGAAGAGAGCGCCCCAUCUCUAAACAGGCAGACUUCAGCCGAGUUGGAAAAGAGUAGACACAUCCAGAGAAAAAGAGUAACCGAGCAGGCGCGAAAAGGUUCUGAACAGAUAGGAAGGUUGCAGUUUGAGGUGCAGAACAUCCAAUACACUUUGCUGAAAUUGGCUGAUGAAAAGAGCAAAGGGAAGAGCAGAUUCACUGGAAAAACAGUGGUCUUGCUUAAGGACUUUAUUCACAGUGGCAAGAGAAGUAGCAAAAAGCGCAACAAGGGGUUCUGUGGAUGCUCAAGGCCUUCAACUAAUGAGGACUAAGUGAGAAAAUUUAGAAUCAUUUUGUUGUAAGUACCUUCUUUAAUUGGUAUGUGUCUAAUCUUAGCAUAAUAAUUUUAAUUUUAGCUGUUAAAGAUGCUGUUAGGCUUUAUCUGAUCACAGUAACUUAUGUCAGAUUUGUAUGUUCUAGCUUUCAGAGGACAUGUACUGAGCGACAUUUUCGCUAAGGAGUUGCGCUGUCAUGUUUGACAAUGUUUAAGCUAUGAAAGCACAGAGCAGAGAAUAAAGCUUUUCACCCUUUCUUCAACA
This is a messenger RNA of Glycine soja, 6405 nucleotides long. Its product is annotated as protein NETWORKED 1A-like. Gene Ontology annotation, cellular component: plasma membrane. NCBI's taxonomy places the organism in Eukaryota, Viridiplantae, Streptophyta, Magnoliopsida, Fabales, Fabaceae. Gene Ontology annotation, molecular function: actin filament binding. The record is from RefSeq and is a predicted model, not a curated record. The coding region runs from base 703 to 6138 and encodes 1811 amino acids. The transcript is spliced from 5 exons.